Molecule: messenger RNA, 174 nt
Organism: Dentiscutata erythropus
Lineage: Eukaryota; Fungi; Glomeromycota; Glomeromycetes; Diversisporales; Gigasporaceae
Source: the annotation of a GenBank genome assembly
CCAGUAUUUGUUGAUACUAUUUCCAGAUGGAUAAAAGAGAUAUUACAUCUCUUAAACCCAGACCUUAUAGCUAAAGACACAUGUGUUCUAUCAGUAUUCUUUGCCCAAAAUGCUGAAGUCGACUUGCCAACAAUUCUGGUAUUAGAAAACUGGUCAAAUAAUGAAGUUUACUAA